Molecule: messenger RNA, 1250 nt
Organism: Musa acuminata AAA Group (dessert banana)
Lineage: Eukaryota; Viridiplantae; Streptophyta; Magnoliopsida; Zingiberales; Musaceae
Exons: 7
Coding region: 23-820 (265 amino acids)
Biological process (GO): 7-methylguanosine cap hypermethylation; 7-methylguanosine RNA capping
Cellular component (GO): nucleus
Molecular function (GO): RNA cap trimethylguanosine synthase activity
Source: RefSeq, a predicted model, not a curated record
UCCGCGGCUCGGAGGUCAAGCUAUGUUCAGCCCCAAGAAACGGAAGCGUCGAGUGACGCGACGGCGGCAGCGGCGGAGGCGACGAGAUCAUGGCGUAACGGCCCAUUCCCGGCCGGAGGAGCGUGGCGUCGACUUCUUUAGCCCCUCCGUCGCUAAGUACUGGCGGCAGCGCUACUCCCUCUUCUCCCGCUUCGACGACGGCAUCGUCAUGGACGAGGAGGGCUGGUACUCUGUCACCCCCGAGGCAAUCGCCGCCGCCCACGCCGCCCGAGCCACCUCCCUCGCCGGUCGCGGUUGCCCCCUCGUCCUCGAUGGCUUCGCUGGCGUCGGCGGUAACGCCAUCCAGUUCGCCUCAAGGGGUUGUCACGUAGUUGCGGUAGACAUUGAUCCGCGGAAAAUUGGGUUUGCUGUCCAUAACGCGAAGAUUUAUGGUGUGGAGGACAGAAUUGAUUUUGUUACUGGAGACUUCUUUCGUCUUGCGCCACGUCUAAAGGGUGAUAUUCUUUUCCUUUCGCCUCCUUGGGGAGGCCCAUCAUAUAGAGACUUUCGAAGCUACACUCUUGAUUUGCUGAUGCCAAGAGAUGGGUAUUCCAUCUUUCAACUUGCACAACAAAUAACUCCCAAUAUCAUUAUGUUUCUGCCGCGCAAUGUGAACCUUAACCAAGUGGAAGAGCUUUCUUGGUUGUCCAGCCCUCCCUUAAAAUUUGAGAUAGAAGCAAAUCAUGUACAAACCAAAGUGAAAGCGAUUACUGCCUACUUUGGUGAUAUUGCGGCAGGAUCAUCUGGAUUAUCGAAGAUCUGUUCUGGUGUAACUUCAUGAGGUUCCGGCUAUCUCUUCAAAUCUGCUUCCAACUCUACACUGGUGGUUGGUUUUCCCCUUCAUCUGCCAAGAAUCCCUCCAUGGCUGAAGCUUUGGCGCUUUUGGAAGGUCUCCCGCAUGUCCUGGAGCACCAUUGAACUAACUUGUGCGGUCCAACUCUGAAUGCCUCGUCAAUUACAUCAACGAUGCCUCUCCCACCCCUUCGUUUUUGAGGGCCAUCAACUUCAACUUCGUUUACAGAUCCUCUAAUCUUAUAGUUCAUCAGCUAGCUUACUUGGGAAAACCACUGGUUGUAUGGAACACGAGGUGUAUCUACCCUGGAGAAGAAUUGCGAUGCUCAGUUCUUGGUUGUCAAGAAGCUUACCAUUUGACAUGUGCCAACAAGCUGAUUGGACCCACCACUUCAAAACCUUUCAAGUGCCCUCAACAU